GUGAUUCUAACUGCACACAGUGCCUCAGUCCUUGAACUGGCUGAUAUACUGUAUGACUGUAUGUUACCAUAGGUACGUGAAGGAAAUCCUUAAGAUAAGAUGUAAAACACACCAGCGAGCUAACACUAACAAAGUCAACUUGCUAACUAAUAAAUGCUUAUAUUACUAAAUAGUAUUAUUAGUCAACAUGUGCUGUUAGAUAACCUUUUACUAGUAGCCUAAGUAUCAAGUAUAAGUUUCAGUGCUUUGCAAUAUAUAUGUAUAUAUCUAUACAUACACAGUAUAUGUAUCAAUAUAUGUAUCUAAACAUAUACAUAUAUAUGUGUAGAUACAUAUAUCUACACAUAUAUAUGUUAGAACAUACAUUUGGGGCAUGAUAAAAUGUUAUUUUGAAAUGUUCUGCUUAUCAUUUUAAUUCCAAUUGAAAUUCAUGAAUCUGUUUUCGCGGCAUAUGUUUUUAUGAAUAAUCUGAAUUAUGAUUGAUCACUUCCUUCCUGAAAGUGUGUGUGUGUGUGUGUAGUGAACGCACUGGAGAGAGAUGCUGACUCCUGAAACACCCCUGUGUGUGUGUGUGUCCCAGACGGUGUCAUUGUUGUCAUGAGUGCGGCGUGAGUCCCCCUGCUCGUGUGUCAUGGUGUGUGUUUGUGUCUGUGUGUGUUUGUGUCUGUGUGUGUUUGUGAAAUACACCAGAAUUCCAGACUUCCACAUCGAAUGCUCGACCUUCUUUUGCGUUCCGUGUGCUUCCAGUCACCUCAGCAUCCGCUUCUCAGUUUGGAAAAGCAGUUUAUUCAUAUGGCCUCCUUUAUCAGUUGACCUGGCACAUCCUCUAUAUCUGUAAAGCAAGACCAGUUUCCAUCAGUCAUGAAGUAAUGACUGACUGACACGUCUACACACACACACACACACACACACACAGUAAGGAGAAUGUGCUCGGAAGUGGGAGUAAUGGUGGAUUGCAUGUUGGUAAUUAGACUGUGUGUGUGUGUGUGUGUGUGUGUGUGUGUGUGUGUGUGUGUGUGUGUGUGUGUGUGUGUGUGUGUGCAUCGAUGGGCGUUGCAGGAGGCUUUAUGGGAGGCGACAUAAGAAGCUGACCAGGCCCGUGUCGUGGACCUGGAUUUGGGUCACAAGUUUUUCUGCUGGAGGAUUCAGUCGGAGAAUGGACCCGAAGGCGACACACACGGCAGCCAUGGCAGUCGAAGACGAGGGGAAAAACUCCAAGAAGAAAAGCGGGACUGUCUGCGGCUUCCCAAUCAGCAUCUUUUUCAUCGUGAUCAAUGAGUUCUGCGAACGCUUCUCUUACUAUGGCAUGCGAGCCGUGCUCGUGCUGUACUUCAAGUACUUCCUGCAGUGGGACGACGACUUCGCCACCACCAUCUACCACACCUUUGUGGCGCUGUGCUACCUCACCCCCAUCAUGGGGGCCAUCGUGGCGGAUUCAUGGCUCGGCAAGUUCAAGACUAUUGUUUACCUGUCCAUCGUCUACACGGUCGGGCAGGCCGUCUUGGCUGUAAGUGCUAUCCAUGACAUCACAGAUGCAAACAAGGACGGCACUCCAGACAACAUGACCUUUCACGUGGCGCUGUCCAUGGUGGGGCUGCUGCUCAUCGCCCUCGGCACCGGGGGCAUCAAACCCUGCGUGUCGGCCUUCGGUGGGGACCAGUUCCAAAACCACCAGGAGAAGCAGAGAAGCAUCUUCUUCUCCAUCUUCUACCUGUCCAUCAACGCUGGCAGUCUGCUGUCCACCAUCAUCACCCCCAUCCUCAGAGCUCAGGACUGUGGCAUAUACACCCAGCAGAAGUGCUACUCGCUGGCCUUUGGCGUGCCGGCUGCUCUCAUGGUCGUCUCUCUGAUUGUGUUCAUUAUUGGAAGUGGGUUGUACAUUAAGACCCCCCCACAAGGCAACAUCCUGGUGAAAGUGUUCAAGUGCAUCGGGUUCGCCAUCAAGAACCGCUUCAGGCAUCGCGCUUCGGAAUUCCCAAAGCGAGACCACUGGAUGGACUGGUCCGAGGGGAAAUACGAAAAACUCCUGAUCGCCCAGGUGAAGAUGGUGCUGAAGGUGCUGUUCCUCUACAUCCCUCUGCCCAUGUUCUGGGCUCUCUUCGACCAGCAGGGCUCCAGAUGGACCCUCCAGGCCACCAACAUGAACGGAAACUUUGGAUUCCUCACGAUCCAGCCGGAUCAGAUGCAGACCGUCAACCCCAUCCUGAUCCUGGCGCUGGUGCCGAUCAUGGAGAGCGCGCUCUACCCGUUGAUCGCCAAGGGCAAAAUAAACUUCACCCCCUUGAGGAGGAUGACUGUGGGGAUGCUCUUCGCUGCCCUCGCCUUCGUCGCUGCUGCCCUGGUCCAGAUCCAGAUCGACAAAACGCUGCCCACUUUCCCGUCCAGCAGCGAAGGUCAAGUGAAGUUCAUCAACAUAAACAACCAGUCGCUGGACGUCACAGCGGGGACCAGCGAGUUCACCUUGAGGGCGUUCUCGGCCAACGAGGACUACCUGACCUUUGACCAGCCGUUCAUCGUGACUCUGGGGCCCGACAACGGCUCCUUGACCACUUUAGAGAAAGGCAGUCGGAGCACCAUGGUCAUCGUUCCGGGGGAGGGGCUCCUCUUCACGACGCUACAGUUCACGGACAUCAAAGCGAAGCCGGAGCAGGGCGCUAACGCUAUCAGGUUUUUCAACGGUCUCGGCUCGGAUUUGAACGUCACGGUCGGCGACCUUCCAAACGUCACGGUCGGCGACCUGAACUUCGGGGUCGUCGGCGCCAACAACAUGUCCGCCUACGUCAUGUUCCCUCAGGGAGCCACUCAGUUCCUGGUCCGGAGCGCCGCUGAAGACUGCGUCUACAGUCAGGACCUCGGCUUCGGCAGCUCCUUCACGUUGAUCAUCCCGCCGACUUUUGCAUUUGGAGAUAAUUGCGAGCAGGGCGUCCAAGCCGUGUUGGACAUCAAGCCCAACACCAUCCACAUGGCCUGGCAGAUCCCGCAGUACUUCCUCAUGACCAUAGGGGAGGUGGUGUUCUCCGUCACCGGCCUGGAGUUCUCCUACUCACAGGCGCCCAGCAACAUGAAGUCGGUGCUGCAGGCCGGUUGGCUCUUCACCGUCGCCGUGGGCAACAUCAUUGUGCUCAUCAUCUCCGAGGCUGCGACGCUCGAGGACCAGUGGGCCGAGUACAUCCUCUUCGCCUCCCUGCUGCUGGUGGUGUGCUGCAUCUUCGCCUUCAUGGCCCACUUCUACACCUACAUCGACCCGGCCAAGAUAGAGGCCGAGUUCGCCCGGAAGGAGCCCGAAGAGGAGGAGAGGAGGAAGACGAGCAUGGAGAUGACCAGGAAGGACUCGAAGGAGGAGAGGAGGAGCUCUGACUCCAGCUCUGACGAGAAAACCAAACAGACCCGGAUCUGAGGCCCCGUUUAUGAACAAUAAUUCAGACGAUAUUGUCUGUCUUUUAUGGAUCGCUCUUGUAAUUUUGUUCAUUCGUCACUCGUGCUCCCGCAUAACCGUUUACCACACAUACAAAGAAACCAUUCCAACUUUUGUAUAUAUUUUCGAGCAAAGUUUCUAAUAUUUUGUCAAUAUACACAUAUAUGAUGUUAUUGUGUUCCAAGGUAAAGUCGGAACAGAAAUGUGUUGAAUCAUAUUCCAUAUUGAAACUCUUUGGUUUUGGUAUUUUGCUUUUUUUAGAACGCAGCCUAGUGAUGCUGGCUGCUCGAUGAAGAUGAAGAUGUGAAUAAAGCGUCACACAAAGGUGA
Pseudoliparis swirei is the source of this 3744-nucleotide messenger RNA. RefSeq names its product solute carrier family 15 member 1b (gene slc15a1b). The record is from RefSeq and is a predicted model, not a curated record. The transcript has 23 exons. Gene Ontology annotation, cellular component: membrane. The coding region runs from base 1157 to 3397 and encodes 746 amino acids. Gene Ontology annotation, molecular function: dipeptide transmembrane transporter activity. Gene Ontology annotation, biological process: oligopeptide transport; transmembrane transport. NCBI's taxonomy places the organism in Eukaryota, Metazoa, Chordata, Actinopteri, Perciformes, Liparidae.